This is a messenger RNA of Cryphonectria parasitica EP155, 1214 nucleotides long. RefSeq lists its product as uncharacterized. The coding region runs from base 23 to 1126 and encodes 367 amino acids. The record is from RefSeq and is a predicted model, not a curated record. Gene Ontology annotation, biological process: aspartate family amino acid biosynthetic process; L-homoserine biosynthetic process. The transcript has a single exon. Lineage: Eukaryota; Fungi; Ascomycota; Sordariomycetes; Diaporthales; Cryphonectriaceae. Gene Ontology annotation, molecular function: NADP binding; homoserine dehydrogenase activity; aspartate kinase activity.
CGACCCAACCAAAACAAACAGUAUGGCCUCGACCAAGACAGUCUACAUCGGCAUCAUCGGUGCCGGUGGCGUGGGCAAGUGCUUCAUCUCCCAGCUGGCCCAGCUCGCCGUCCGCCGUCCCGACCCCAAGCUCGUCCUCUGCUACAUCUCCACGUCCAAGAAGUCCCUCUACCAUGCCGACUACAAGCCCAUCGACAUCUCCUCCGCGGUCACCCAGCUCAACACCGCGAGCGUCGGUGCCCCGCCUCCCCUCCCUGAGGUCGUCAAGUACCUGUCCUCCGUGCCCUCGGGCUCCAAGUCUGUGCUUAUCGACAACACCUCGUCGCAAGAUGUCGCCGAGUCAUACCCUCUCUUUCUGCGCAAGGGCGUCUCUGUCGUCACUGCCAACAAGAAGGCCUUUUCUAGCGACUUCCAGCUAUGGCAAGACGUCUUCGACUCGGCGACCGCUGGCGGGGCCAAGGUCUACCACGAGUCGUCGUGCGGCGCAGGCCUGCCCGUCAUCUCGACUAUCAAGGACCUGGUGGACACGGGCGAUGAGGUCACGCGUAUUGAGGGCGUCUUUUCCGGCACUAUGUCGUUCCUGUUCAACUCGUUCGCACCGACCGAGGGGGCCGGCGGCAAGUGGAGCGCCGAGGUGAAGAAGGCCAGGGAGCUGGGCUACACGGAGCCGGACCCACGGGACGACCUGAAUGGCCUGGACGUCGCGAGGAAGCUGACGAUCCUGGCGAGGUUGGCCGGGCUCAAGGUCGAGUCGCCGACGAGCUUCCCCGUGCAGAGCCUGAUUCCCAAGGAGCUGGAGAGCGUGGGCAGUGCGGACGAAUUCAUGGAGAAGCUACCAGGCUUUGACGGGCAGAUGGACGAGGUCAAGACAUCGGCCGAGAAGGAGGGCAAGGUGGUGAGAUUUGUCGGGAGCGUCGAUGUGGGCGCCGGGCAGGUCAAGGUCGGCCUCGAGAAGUUUGACCGCUCGCACCCCAUCGCGGCACUCAAGGGGUCGGACAACAUCAUCAGCUUCUACACGAAGCGGUACGGUAGCAACCCGCUCAUCAUCCAGGGCGCAGGUGCUGGUGGCGAGGUCACCGCGAUGGGCGUGACAGGCGACCUGCUCAAGGUGGUGUCCCAGAUAUAAUGACAUGACCUGCAAAAGAGGCCCCUUUUCUCUCGGAAAUCUAGCAUAAGGCACUUGGAUAUAGAAAAAAAGAAAAAAAAAGCAACAC